This is a messenger RNA of Ascochyta rabiei, 744 nucleotides long. RefSeq lists its product as uncharacterized. The transcript has a single exon. The coding region runs from base 1 to 744 and encodes 247 amino acids. NCBI's taxonomy places the organism in Eukaryota, Fungi, Ascomycota, Dothideomycetes, Pleosporales, Didymellaceae. The record is from RefSeq and is a predicted model, not a curated record.
AUGGCACCGAACAUCGAGCUCCUCACGUCCGCAACACCCAACGGCCAAAAAAUAUCCAUCUUCCUCGAAGAACUCGGCAUCUCGUACACGACAACAUCAAUCGACCUCGGCGCCGACGACCAGAAGAAACCCGACUUCCUCAAGAUCAACCCCAAUGGCCGCAUCCCCGCCAUCGUCGACCACUCGCGCAACGACUUCCCCGUCUUCGAAUCCGGAGCCAUAUUCCUCUAUCUAGCGGAGCACUACGACCAGGACUUUGCAUUCUCGUUCCAAGACGCAGACGAGAAGAGCGAGAUGCUGCAGUGGCUGUUUUUCCAGAACGCAGGCGUGGGGCCUAUUCAGGGCCAGGCGAAUCACUUCUACCGCUACGCGCCCGAGAAGAUACAGUACGGUGUCGACCGCUACCAGAACGAGACGAAGCGGCUCUACUCGGUCCUCGAGGAGCGGCUGGACGGUAGAGAGUACCUGGUCGGCGCGAACGGUGGGAAAUAUAGUAUUGCGGAUAUGAGCACGUUCACGUGGGUGCGCUGGGGACCGUGGGCCGGGGUGGAUUUGGAGCAAUUUCCGAGGCUGAAGAAGUGGAGUGAGGGGAUUGAGGAGAGGGAGGCGGUCAGGAGGGGAUUGCGCGUGCCGAGUGGAGAGGAUCAGAUUGUUAAGCUAAGGAGGGAUCCGAAUGUUGACGAUCCAUUUAAAGGGUGGGUUAUGAAGGGGCAGAAUGAAAUCAAGAAGAAGCAUGGGAAGUGA